Messenger RNA from Ostrinia furnacalis (Asian corn borer), 1599 nucleotides. RefSeq names its product facilitated trehalose transporter Tret1-like. The record is from RefSeq and is a predicted model, not a curated record. The transcript is spliced from 9 exons. Gene Ontology annotation, cellular component: membrane. NCBI's taxonomy places the organism in Eukaryota, Metazoa, Arthropoda, Insecta, Lepidoptera, Crambidae. The coding region runs from base 78 to 1523 and encodes 481 amino acids. Gene Ontology annotation, biological process: transmembrane transport. Gene Ontology annotation, molecular function: transmembrane transporter activity.
UGGGAGUAGUUGUCAUUUUGUCGUUUGCAAUUAGUGUGAUUGAACGUUUGAAGGCAAAAGGUGUGGAAGUGUCAAACAUGGAGGGCCCGAAGUUAAAAGCGUCUGCGGUUGGUGUGCAAUCAUUAGCUACGCUAUGCCUGGCAUUCUUCGCCAGCCAGACCGGCUUCAUCUGCGCGUGGCCUUCCUAUACAUUGGCCAAUUUCACCUCCAACUCCACUGUUCUCUCCACACCUAUGACCAGUUUGGAAGUGUCUCUAUUCGGGGCCGUGGCCAAUAUUGGGGGACUGGUGGCCAGUCCCUUCUGCGGGUACAUAUUCAAUAAGGUUGGGAGGAAGUACGCUACUGUGUUGUUUGGAUUGCCGUAUGUGUUCGCAUGGCUCAUAAUAGCGUUUUCAAAGAGUGUCACCAUGAUCCUCCUCGCCAUGGGGCUGGUAGGCGUGGGCAUUGCUGGUCAGAACGUCUCCCUGAUCUUCAUUUCGGAGAUCAGCCAUGAUUCCAUUAGAGGGGGGCUCACAGCAAGUUCUGCUACUGGGUACUUUAUAGGUUUACUGGUCUCCUACUUCCUUGGUGGAUACCUGACCUACUACCAGGUGGUCUACACUCAUCUGGGUCUGUCUAUACUUUGCAUCGUCCUUCUGCUGCUGCUGAAGGAAUCUCCAGUGUAUCUGAUGUUGGCAGAAAGGGAAGAGGAAGCAGCUAAGUCCAUAGCAUUCUACAACCAAGUCGCCAUCGACUCCAAACUGGUGGAGGUGGAGAUGAGGAGGAUCAGACUCCAGCUAGACCCCAGGUUGGAGAAGCUGCUUGAAACUGAGAACACGGAUUUGGAAGCCACUGAAGCAAUGCUUCAAAACAAAAUCGACAAUAUGCCUCGGAAAGAGCCAUCGUGGAAAAUUUUAAGAAAAUCCAAAUCCUCCAAGCGUGCUCUCGCCACAGUCCUCAUCAUCAUCGCCUGCACUAUCAUGAUGGGUUCCGUAGUCCUGCAAGUGUAUGCCGAGCCGCUGUUCAAGGAGGCUGUUCCGUCCAUGUCUGCCAACUUGUGUUCCAUUAUGCUAGCUGUGGACUUGCUGAUCGCUAGCGUCGUGUGUGUGCUGGUGAUUGACAAGUUUGGGAGGAAGAAUCUCCUCAUCAUCACGUCUGCUCUGUCAGGCGUGUGCACGUUCUUGCUAGGAGUGCAGUUACAGGUGCACUUCGCACCACACUGGGUCACCGCCUUCCUGAUCUACUUGUAUACAUUCGUGUAUACCGUAGGCUGUGCAGUCAUACCCUUUGUGCUGGCCGCUGAAGUCUUCUUGCCGGAGGUCCGAAGCCUCUGCAACAGCCUCUCAAUGGGCUUCGUGUGGUUGUUCAUGUUCAUCACGCUGUUCAUCUUCAACCCGCUAGUGGAGAUCCUGGGCCUUGGCAGCGUCUUCUACUUAUUCUCAGCAGUCUGCUUCCUUGGUACCGUCUACGUGUACUUCAAACUGCCUGAGACCAAAGGCCUUUCUGCAGACGCCAUUCAAGUCCUGUUUUUGAAGAACAAGUAGAGUUUUGGCUUGGUGGAGUUUUGUAGAAGCUGUUUAUCUUUUGAAAGAUCUUGGGAAUGUCAAGUAUUUGUUACAA